AGCCGGGACCUCUGGUUCCGCCAAGCUGGCGUCUGCUCCGCGGUGUGGGUUUUCACUCCCGUGUACUUUUCUCCUGUUUUUUCGGCUCUGUCCUUUGAUAACCGCCAGCGCUGGCUUGGAACACCCUGAGAGUUCUUCCUUACCAGUAGUACCUCCUUUUUUAGUUCAAGACUGAAGCUGAAGGAAGUCACCAUUUGGCUGAAAUUGGGACAGGAUUUCCCAAACUUCCUUCGGGAAAAAAAUAACGGUGGACGAGAUUGAAUUCCUAGCUGUUUGGAUACUUAAAGAAGAUUAUUUGAAGACUGCUUUUGGAAUCAAAUAGCAUGGAUCCCAGCAGUGACUACCAUUUCCUCAACCAGAUUUUGUGGAGAAGGGUGAAACUCACAUUGGUGUGUGGCAUAUUUGAGGGAGUACUCCAGCAUGUGGACCCUAACAAGAUUGUUGUCCUGAAGAAAGUGAAGAAUGUGGAGACUGGUCGAAGUGUUCCAGGAGUGAAGAUGUUUUUUGGGCAUGAGAUUCUGAACGUGGAACUACUGGAUGAAGUGGAACAGGAUGCGAUGAGAGAAAAGGCAUCUUCUGUCAGUCUAAAUACAGAAAGAACCAGAAUGGAUAAAGGUGAAGAGCUAAACAUAUGUGAGCCUCUUUCUCCUGCCUCUGAACCACCAACCACCUCUCUGCUGAGUGACCUCAAGUACAGCCCAUCAGAGGAAGAAGAGGUGACAUACACAGUCGUAGAUCAGUUCCAGCAGAAGUUUGGUGCCGCAAUGUUCCACAUCAAGAAGCAGACUGUCCUGAGUGUGGCAGCAGAAGGUGCUCAUGUGUGUCGUCAUGGAAAACUAUGUUGGCUUCAGGUGGCCACAAAUAGCCGAGUUUACUUAUUUGACAUUUUCCUUCUGGGAAGUCGUGCUUUCAACAAUGGACUUAAGAUGGUAUUAGAAGACAAGAGAAUUUUGAAGGUUAUCCACGACUGUCGUUGGCUUUCUGAUUGCCUCUCUCAUCAGUAUGGAAUUUUGCUGAAUAAUGUCUUUGACACACAGGUAGCAGAUGUCCUUCAAUUUUCCAUGGAAACAGGUGGCUUUCUUCCAAACUGCAUCAGUUCUUUACAGGAGAGUUUAAUCAGACAUCUUAAGGUAGCCCCUAAAUAUCUCUCCUUUCUGGAAGAAAGACAAAAACUAAUUCAGGAAAAUCCAGAAGUGUGGUUCACACGACCUCUUUCACCCUCCUUACUGAAAAUUUUGGCCCUGGAAGCUACCUACCUACGACCCCUUCGUUUGGUGCUCCUGGAUGAGAUGAUGUCUGAUUUAACCACCCUUGUGGACGGGUACCUAAACACCUACCGAGAAGGGUCUGCAAAUCGCCUGGGAGGCAUAGAGCCUACAUGUAUGGAGCUUCCAGAAGAACUGCUUCAACUCAAGGACUUCCAGAAGCAGCGCAGAGAGAGAGCUGCAAAAGAAUAUAGGGUGAAUGCACGAGGACUCCUAAUAAGGACAGUGGUCCAUCCAAAGAAAUCAGUGACAGAGACAGCGGGGAAAGAGGGGCAAGUAGGGGUUUCCUUACUUUGUAAAAACUCUAUGCUAGAUGAAACUCCAAGUUUUACAUCUCAUCAGGACGUAAAUUUGCUGAAGGAGGACUCUCAAAGUGAACAAACUCCCGCAGAACCUCAGCAUCCACCUCCCGUGAAGGAAGAAACCAGUGAGGAUUGUAUCAACAAACUCAUUUGCCCUGAGUCAGAGGGGCUAGAGGACCAGAGGAUAAUUCAAAAAGAACAUGGUAAGAUACCCAAACAGGGGUUUCAGACAAGUUUAUCUUUGAAAGAGGGGAUAGAACAAUUACUGACGGUGGAAAACAAGGAAAAUCUAAAAUGCACAAAAGAAGAGGUUUCAGUGUCUCCUUCCCUUCCUCAGGAAACCGGAGUGUCUCCAAGUGACACCUUUCAUCCUUUUAGAAAAGCUGUGCUUCCCACACUUCCUCCUUGUCCAGCCUUGGAGAAAACUGAUUCUUGGAUAAAUACUUCUCCAAAUUUAUCUUAGAGAUGUGCAAUUUAUUCUUGAGAUGGUGAAGGUGGCUCAUUUCCUCUACCAAUAGGGCCUUCAUCAGUGCUUAAGUUUGCAUGUUGUAAAUUUAGUUUUGCCUCAAUCACAAAGGAAGGAAGGCUUCAGCGAAAAUUAUAUCCUCUUGCUUACUCCUGCGUGCCUAGAAUUUGAUUAGGAGGGAAGGAAUAAGUUAAAUAACGGAAGGAGUAAAUGUUUUGAUUAUGUCACUGUGCAGGAACGUUCCCAGUGGUCAGAGUGAAUGAUUUCUCAUAAUUUGGGUUUAGAGGAUUUGAGGAAGGAAAAAAAUCUUGGGCUUAGUAUCUGGAAGAAUCUAUACUUUUGAACUGGUUUUUUUUUUGUUUGUUUGUGUUUUUUUUGGUUAAUGUAAGCUCUAUGCCCAAAGUGGGCUCAAACUCACAGUACCAAGUUCAAGAGUUGCAUGCUCUACCAACUGAGCCAGCCAGGCGCCCCUACUUUUAAACUUUUGUUGUGUUUUUUGGUUUGAAGGGGGUUGCUAAAAGUUGUAUUAAUAAAUUAAAAAAAAUUGGUACCUGAUAACUUUACCAGUACUUUUUUCUUUUUAAAAAUACUCUAAUUUGUCAAUUAUACCUCAAAACUGAAAAAAAAAUACUGACUUUAGUUUUGAAUUUUUAUGUUUUGUCUGUCUUAUGUCAUAGACAAACACUAGUUAAUGUUAUUACAGGAAUCAGUAUCCCAGUUUUCAUUUCUUUUAAUUCCAUUUACUUUUAGGAGGUUUUGUCCAUUUUUGUAACAAAGACAAGACUUCUUUUGAGUACGUCUGUUAUGUAAAUAUAAAGUUUGAUUCCCCUCUAUUUUCCUGGAGUUGGUAUACUUUCUUUUUUUGUUUAAAAUUUAAAUAAAUAAAUAAAAAAUAAAAAUUUUUAAAAAAUCUUAUGUAGGCUCCACUCCCAAUGUGGGGCUUGAAGUUACAACCCUGAGAUCAAGAGUCGCAUUUUCUACUGACUGAGCCAGCCAGGUGACUCAGUUUGAUAUACUUUCUUAGGGUGAAAGGAAGUCAGCUUGUACUGAGCCCUUUUUAUAUUGAAUACUUGCAAGUUGCUCACAUUCUUUUGUGUAUAAUAACCAAUAAACCUGUUGUGCCA
Messenger RNA from Ailuropoda melanoleuca (giant panda), 3157 nucleotides. RefSeq names its product exonuclease 3'-5' domain containing 1 (gene EXD1). Lineage: Eukaryota; Metazoa; Chordata; Mammalia; Carnivora; Ursidae. Gene Ontology annotation, biological process: nucleobase-containing compound metabolic process; piRNA processing. Gene Ontology annotation, cellular component: PET complex. The record is from RefSeq and is a predicted model, not a curated record. Gene Ontology annotation, molecular function: nucleic acid binding; 3'-5' exonuclease activity. The coding region runs from base 324 to 2030 and encodes 568 amino acids. The transcript has 12 exons.